This is a messenger RNA of Vitis vinifera (wine grape), 2388 nucleotides long. RefSeq lists its product as uncharacterized. The transcript has a single exon. Bases 1 to 2388 code for a protein of 795 amino acids. NCBI's taxonomy places the organism in Eukaryota, Viridiplantae, Streptophyta, Magnoliopsida, Vitales, Vitaceae. The record is from RefSeq and is a predicted model, not a curated record. Gene Ontology annotation, molecular function: zinc ion binding.
AUGGUGUUUCGAUAUCCAGUUCCCUUUUCAAAUGGAAAUGGUACUGUUAAUUAUGUCCCUUUGCCUAUUCGAGAUGAUGGUGAUGUAAGGAUAAUGUUCACCGUUGUCGCACAAUCUCCUCCUCCAAAUACUAUUGAAAUGUAUUGUCAAACUUCUUCCAUUGAUUAUCACCCUGUGCCUAGUAGCUUUACUACCCCAUUGCAUAUUGAAAGUCUAGGUCCAAGUCAACAUAUGGUAGAAAAUAACACAUCUUCCCCUAAGUAUAUGCAAAGUUAUGAUAAUGAUAUGGAACCUACAGUUAGGGUAGAUAUGGCAGGGGUUACUGAGUCAAUUGUAAUGACAGUUGGAAAUUAUGUUGAUAUUUUACCUGGAAAUGAUGAUGACAAUGUAGAGUUAUUUGAUGAAGAUGAUGGUAAUGAGGAUAUUAUGGACAUGGAGGAUAAUGAAAAUACAGAAAAUGAUGCAUCAUUGCUAGGUGGUGGUGAACAUGAUGUCCCUUCCCCAAUAUUUAGAGAAUUGAAUUGGGAUGUAAUUAACUCCAUCGCUGACAAGGAUUUAAUAGCACGCACUGGCUUAUGGAAUGAAUCAGAUGAAUUGUUUAAGGGUUUGCGGUUUGAGAGUAAGGUAGACUUACAAUAUGCUGUUAAACGUUAUUCUAUAUGUAGGAAUCAACAUUUGAUUGUUAUUGAAUCUGAGCCAGAUAUUUGGGCUGUAAAGUGUAAAAAAUGGUCUGAGGGUUGUAAUUGGAGGCUUCGUGCAUGUCGUCGUAAAUGUCAUGGUUUGUUUGAGAUAACAAAGUACAUAGGUCCUCACACUUGUGUUUACCCUAAACUAUCACAAGACCACUCACAAUUAGACUCAACCUUCAUUGCACGAGAAGUUCAAAAUGUAGUCCAAAGUGAUCACACAAUUUCAAUUGCUGCAUUACAUCAAAUAGUGAAAGAUAAAUUUGGUUAUAAUGUUCAUUACAAGAGGAUUUGGGAAGCAAAGAGGAAAGCAAUGAUAAGGAUAUUUGGUGAUUGGGAUGAAUCUUACCAAACUUUACCUAGGUGGAUGAAUAUUGUUAAACUUACUAACCCUGGGACUAAGGUUGUUUGGAAGACAUCAUUACUAGCAGGUUGCAAUGGAAAUGUACGUUUUAUGCGUGUGUUCUGGGCUUUUGGGGCAUGUGUUGAAGGAUUUAAGCAUUGUAGACCAAUAAUACAAAUAGAUGGUACUUUUUUAUAUGGAAAAUACAUAGGAAAACUUUUGAUUGCAACAUCAAUCGAUGCUAAUGGUCAUAUCUUCCCUCUAGCAUUUGCAAUAGUUGAAGAGGAAUCAUCAGAUAGUUGGUCUUGGUUUCUUUAUAUAUUAAGGACUCAAGUCACACAAAGAGAAGGCAUAUGUCUUAUUUCAGAUCGUCAUGCAGGAAUACAAGCCGCCAUUAGGGAUCCUAGUGUUGGUUGGAGCCCGCCUUAUGCACACCAUCGAUAUUGUCUUAGGCAUGUGGCAAGCAAUUUCAAUGAUAAAUAUAGAAAUAAGAUGUUAAAAGACUUAGUGUAUAGAGCAGGGUCUCAACAUCAACCACGAAAGUAUGAGGCAUGUAUGACUGAGUUAAAACGAUUAGAUGACAAAUGCUUAGAAUGGUUUAAGAGGUUGGACACAAAGAAAUGGACUUUGGCACAUGAUGGAGGACAUCGGUAUGGGUGGAUGACUACAAAUAUUGCUGAAUGCAUAAAUGGAGUGCUCAAAGGGGCUAGAAUGUUGCCUAUCACUGCUCUUGUUCGAUUAACUUUCUAUCGUUGUGUUUCAUAUUUCGAGACUCGUCGAACAGAGAUACAAACUCAAAUGGCAAAUGGAGAUUUGUAUACUUCCUAUGCCAUUAACAAAAUAACAAAAUAUCAAUCAAGGGCUAAUGGACACACUGCCAAUAUUUUUCACCGUUCAAAUGAGAUAUUUGAAGUUACAACUGCUCCCCAUGGGUUUCAUAUGGAUAAAGGAAACAAUAUACAAAUUGUGAAGUUGAAAGAAAGAACAUGUACUUGUAAUAAAUGGCAAUCAUUUGGUAUACCAUGUUCACAUGUGUUGGCUGUAUGUGCACGUGCAAGGAUUGAUAGUUGGCAAUUUGUUGACAAACAUUAUAGGAUGGAUGUAUAUGCUUGUUGCUAUACACCUCAAUUCAAUCCAAUUCCACAUCAAGCAUAUUGGCCAGAGCCUAAUUUUCCAAUUGUUCAUCCUAAUCCAAAUCUAGUACGUGAUAAAGGAAGACCAAGAUCUUCAAGGAUUAGGAAUGAAAUGGAUUGGAGAGAACCAAGUGUUAAAUUGCGAUGUGGGCUUUGUAAACAAGAGGGUCACAAUCGGCGAAAAUGUCCUAACAGAGGGGAGUCUUCUAACACAACCGCUCAAUGA